CCUCCACCCUCUGCAUCCGUCCGCUCCUCCCGACCUGACGGCCACAGCGGGAGCAUUCCGUGGGCCGCUCUAUUCCUUGCAGCAGGGUGUUAACGAAAGCCACCACAAAAUCCCCAUGACCACAUCCCCAUUGUUGGAUCCCCUGCCCAGUCUCAAAAUCAAGGUGUAUAAUUCCUCCACGCUAUCGUCGCUGGAGAUCCCCGCUGAUAUGUGCUCAGGAGACGGCGACAUCCUCAGCCUGAAGUCGGUGGGCACCGGCGGGAGGGAGCGACAGUUCCAUAGCCACACGCUGUCCAGGGAGCCCGGGUUGAGUACCAGCGCCACCUUGGGGCACCUGGGGGGGCGCCUCACCAUCCCGAACACAGGUGUGAGUUUGCUGGUCCCGCCUGGCACCAUCCCCCAGGGGAAGUUCUAUGAAAUGUACCUCAUUAUCAGCAAAUGGGACAAAACGACUUUGCCAUCUGAGGGCAGUCAGACUGUGCUGAGCCCCGCAGUGAGCUGCGGUCCGUCUGCUUUGCUGCUCAAUCGCCCUGUUGUCCUCACCUUGCCACACUGUGCCCAGCUUGACACGCCAACACCUGAUUGGACCCUCACACUGAAGACGCAGACACACCAGGGAGCAUGGGAGGAGGUGCUGACGGUGGGAGAGGAAAGUUUGUCUUCUCCGUGCUAUCUACAGUUGGAGGAGGAGUGUUGUCAUGUUCUCAUGGAGCAGCUUGGCACGUACGGCCUGGUGGGUCAGUCGUGCCCCCCGCAACCAGCUUGCAAGCGCCUACAGUUGGCUCUGUUCGCACCCCGAGCGCCCUGCCUCUCUCUGGACUACAGCCUUCGCAUAUACUGCAUCCAUGACACCCCUCAUGCACUCAAGGAAGUGCUGGAUCUGGAGCGGAGUCUCGGUGGGGUCUUACUGGAGGAUCCCAAGCCGUUGCUGUUCAAAGACAGUUACCACAACCUGCGUCUUUCCAUCCACGACAUUCCUCACACUCACUGGAGAAGCAAACUGCUGGCCAAGUACCAGGAGAUCCCAUUCUAUCACAUUUGGAGUGGCAGUCAGAGACCUCUGCAUUGCACCUUCAGCCUGGAGAGAAGCAGCCUAGCCGUGUCACUCCUCUCUUGUAAAAUCUGUGUGCGACAAGUGGAAGGGGAGGGACAAAUCUUUCAGCUGCACACCGACAUCCAGGAGACUCUACCGCCUCACUCGCCGCUCCCCGCAGCAGGCUCCUGUCUGCCCUCUUCUCAAGUAGGACCGUAUGCCUUCCGCCUGCCUUGCUCCAUCCGCCAGAAGAUCUGCGCCAGUUUGGACGCGCCGAGCGCCAGAGGGUGUGACUGGAGACUACUGGCACGCAGUUUAGGCUUUGACAGGUACUUGAACUACUUUGCAACAAAGCCCAGCCCCACAGGAGUUCUCCUGGACUUGUGGGAAGCUUGUCACCAAGGCGACGCAGACCUGGUCUCUCUGGCGACGGCGCUCGAGGAGAUGGGCAAGAGUGAGGUGCUGGUUGUCAUGACGACAGAUGGUGAUUGUUGAUUGGUGAAGGAACAAGAACAUACAGUGCAACUUUCUGGAUUGGAUAAUUGGAUCAAGGUCAUGGACGCUAUUAGUGGCUUUCUUGUUGCAGAGACUGGCUAAUGAAGACCAGUAUUUAUUCUCUCAGAUCUUUUUGGAUUGUUCAAUGUAGCUCUGUUACAUGUUGCUGCAAAUGGACUAAACUCCUCUUUGUUCCUGUUCAAAAGUACGUUCUUUAAAAAAAAAAGAAUGAAUAGAAAGAUUUUUUUACAAAAACAAAUGUUUUAAAAAACUGUAUUUCCGUGACAUUUUAUCUCUGUAAAGUACCAAUUGUAAAUAAACAUCUAGCCUUCUUACCUGUAACUAAAUAUAAUUUUUAUGCAAUAAAUUAUAUUUCUUAGCUUAAAA
This is a messenger RNA of Hippocampus comes (tiger tail seahorse), 1915 nucleotides long. RefSeq names its product netrin receptor UNC5B-b-like. Lineage: Eukaryota; Metazoa; Chordata; Actinopteri; Syngnathiformes; Syngnathidae. Gene Ontology annotation, molecular function: netrin receptor activity; protein binding. Gene Ontology annotation, cellular component: membrane. The record is from RefSeq and is a predicted model, not a curated record. The coding region runs from base 116 to 1528 and encodes 470 amino acids. The transcript is spliced from 9 exons. Gene Ontology annotation, biological process: netrin-activated signaling pathway; anterior/posterior axon guidance.